CAGGUGAAAAAUGGCGGAGGUGAAAGAUGGCGAUGGUGCCGAGCCGUGCAGUCGGGAGGAGAGCUCGGCCGGCCCACGGCCGCCCAGCGUGCGGGAUUUGCAGUUGGCCUUGGCAGAAUUAUAUGAAGAUGACAUGAAAUGUCAGUCUUCCAGAUCUGAGCGAUCACAAGCUUCAGCCUUUAAAAGCCCUAGAAAACCACCUCAGAGGCUCUAUUCAAGUGAACACGAGUACAGUGGAUCACAUACAGUUCAACCUUCAACUGGGAAUAUUGUAAAUGAACUUUUCAGAGAGGCAAGAGAACAUGGAGCUGUUCCACUCAGUGAAGACAUGAAAGAUGAUGACAAUUCUAAGUCAUUUUCAGGUGGAGGUUACAGAUUGGGUGAUUCCUUAUGUAAGAGGUCUGAAUACAUCUAUGAAGAAAAUCAACUGCAAGAUGUUCAAAUUUUGCUUAAACUCUGGAGCAAUGGUUUCAGUUUAGAUGAUGGAGAAUUGAGACCUUACAAUGAUCCAACUAAUGCGCAGUUCCUGGAAUCUGUUAAGAAAGGAGAGAUACCCCUGGAACUUCAGAGACUGGUUCAUGGUUGCCAAGUCAAUUUGGAUAUGGAAGAUCAUCAGGAUCAAGAAUACAUAAAACCUAGAUUGAGAUUCAAGGCUUUUAGUGGAGAAGGACAGAAACUUGGAAGCCUUACACCUGAAAUAAUCAGCACGCCUUCCUCCCCUGAAGAAGAAGAUAAGUCAAUUCUUAAUGCAGCUGUCCUUAUUGAUGAUUUGGUGCCAACAACGAAAAUUCAAAUCAGGUUAGCAGACGGGAGUCGUUUGAUACAAAGAUUCAACAUUACACACAGGAUUCUGGAUAUCCGAGAAUUUAUUGUACAGUCCCGUCCUGAAUUCGCCACACUUGACUUCGUUCUUGGGACUUCUUUUCCAAACAAAGAGCUCACAGAGGAAAGUCAGACACUACAAGAAGCAGAUAUUCUUAACACUGUGAUUCUCCAACAACUAAAAUAAUACUUUCCUUGAAUUCUGGAGCCUAUAGGAAGGACAAUGUGCCAUAUAAUUGGAAAAUUUAUCAUGUAAAAAUAUUUUUAUUCAUUAUACAGGAUUUUUUCCCCUGUAAUUUUAUCCAGCCUUAGUAUUGAUGAAGUUGGAUUAGGAAUGGAUUUUAAGAUAAAUAACGAUUGCAAGGUCAAAUUUUGUUGAUAGCUUUUAACUAUUCAAGCAAAAU
This is a messenger RNA of Suncus etruscus (white-toothed pygmy shrew), 1226 nucleotides long. RefSeq names its product UBX domain protein 2B (gene UBXN2B). The transcript has 8 exons. The record is from RefSeq and is a predicted model, not a curated record. Gene Ontology annotation, cellular component: nucleus; cytosol. Lineage: Eukaryota; Metazoa; Chordata; Mammalia; Eulipotyphla; Soricidae. Gene Ontology annotation, molecular function: ubiquitin binding. The coding region runs from base 11 to 1009 and encodes 332 amino acids. Gene Ontology annotation, biological process: membrane fusion; Golgi organization; autophagosome assembly.